Dentiscutata erythropus is the source of this 259-nucleotide messenger RNA. The record is from the annotation of a GenBank genome assembly. Lineage: Eukaryota; Fungi; Glomeromycota; Glomeromycetes; Diversisporales; Gigasporaceae.
AUGUCGAAUACCGAAGUUGAAGACACUAUUAAACGUCUUUCAGCAAACAAAUAUGUACAAGCUGUAAUGAUCGUUAACAAAGAGGGCCAAACAAUUAAAUCUACUUUAGACGAAAGUUUGUCCAAAAAGUACACAGAUUUGAUUACCAAACUUGUUGAACAAACUAUUUUUGUUAUUAAAGAGAUGGAUGAAACUGGAACUAAUGAUCUUUCAUUCUUACGAGUUCGAACUAAAAAACAUGAAAUAUUGGUUGCUCCCG